This is a messenger RNA of Acipenser ruthenus (sterlet), 11444 nucleotides long. Its product is annotated as neurobeachin-like protein 2. Gene Ontology annotation, cellular component: cytosol; membrane. Bases 557 to 8974 code for a protein of 2805 amino acids. Gene Ontology annotation, biological process: intracellular protein localization. Gene Ontology annotation, molecular function: protein kinase binding. NCBI's taxonomy places the organism in Eukaryota, Metazoa, Chordata, Actinopteri, Acipenseriformes, Acipenseridae. The record is from RefSeq and is a predicted model, not a curated record. The transcript is spliced from 55 exons.
UGUACGAACUACGAACCCUAUGUUCUGGUAGGCUUGGCUUGGAGCGAGUUUCUUUUUGUCAGCGGUUAGAGAAACAGAGAGAGAGAGAGAGAGCUGCGGCAGCGAGCAGGCAAACAACACAGACAGCGAGAAAAAAAAAAAAACUGGACAAUGGUGAUAUACUUUACAAAUUGACACUACAAAUGCAGCCAUGGCACAGAGAGGGUCAGCUAACUAACAACACAGCAGUCAAGGAAACUUAAAGAAGAAACCUGUUCUGUGUUAUUCGCGUGCGUGGAAGGAAAGACAAGUGUGCAAGACUUGCACUCGCCUUCUGUAGUGAAUUAUCACAAGUUUUUUUUUUUUUUUUUAUGUAGCUGGAAAUUGUGAAUAAUAUUUAUACUGGCUUUAAUGUGUACCAUUAUUGCCUUUUUUAAUUGCAACCGUGCAGAAGAAUUGCAUGGCAAGGCGUCAGCGCUGGAGGAAAUGAUAAUGCCUCAAUAAAGAAGAUACUAAUAAUACAACGUGUAUUGCGGAACAAGCACUGGGGUGAAGAACGCCAAGCAAGACGAAGAGAAUGGCUUCGAAGGAAAGAUUAUACGAACUGUGGAUGCUGUACUUAAACAAGAAGGACCUUGUCUACCUGCAGCAGUGGCUGGAGGUGUUUGUGACCUCGUUUGAGAAAAUCAUUGAUGUCAACUCCUUGGAUCCCAGGCGACCGGAGGAGUCUGCCUCGGAGAUCCCCCUGCUCCCCCGAGACUUGCUGCAAGUUCUGAACAGUCAGCUUGCCCACAGCACCCAGCGCCUGAGCAGCAAGCAGCAGGAUGAGGAUGAGGAUGAGGAGAAGGAGAAGGAGAAGGAGAAGGAGAAGGAGAGUGGAGUGGGACAGGCCCUACUGCUUAUCAAGUUCCUUAUCAUCAUCUGCAGGAAUCUUGAGAAUAUUGAAGCUAACCAAACUCCAGGUUUCAUCUACGAGACAAUGAGACUUCUCUCUUUCUGCAUCACUGAGCUGAAGAGCAUUGCAGGGGAGAACGGCCCCCUGGAGUCAGUGGUCCUGUAUGGUGUGCACCUGUGUGAGUGUGUGUUCGACCCCUACCAGACCUGGAGGAGGCAGCUGACCGGGGAGGUUGUGAGCGUGCAGGAGAGGAGCAAGUACAAGUUCUCACCCGUCUCGCUGCCAGAGGAGUUCACAGCAUUUUUCCACGAGAGCUUCAAGGACAGUGAGAAUCUGCCAGAGAUCCUGAGGGUGCGAUUGGUCCAUCUGUAUGGUGCCAUCAUCAGUGGCUGCAAGAGUAAUGCCCUGCUGGCCAUCGUCCCCUCAUCAGUGGGUGACCUCAUGGGGGUCCUCAGUUCCUGCUGUUGCACAGGUAACCAGGAGAUGAAGGACCCCCGGCUGCUGCAGCUGACCCUGAAGUGCCUGACUGCCAUGAUCCACCUCCUGCACGCCAGCAACCUGGACCAGCGGCAAGUGGACAUCAGAACCGUGCUGGACAGCUACUUCCGAGUCCUCAACUCAGACCGCCUUGGUGCAAGGGCUGGAGCUGCGGCUGAGGCUGGGGCUGGGGAGGGGGAGGCAAGAGACUGGGAGGACCGGCUUAUCACCCUCCGCACCAGUAUGCUCAGUGCCAUCCCAGAGAUGUUAAACUGCGCUGAUCGGCCGGUUCUUCAGGCCAUAUUUCUGAAUAACAACUGUUUCGAGCACAUUCUGAGACUGAUACAGAACAGCAAGCUCUAUGUGAGCAGUAGGUGUAAGAUGGAGUGCAAUGGUGCAUGUGAUCUCACUGCACAGUUACUGACAGAAAUUGAUAUCAACCAGGUGUUUGAGAGAGGCUCAGACUCCAUCACUGUCCACGCUCUCAGAGUCCUCACUGCCAUCAUGACCAGCUCUCCGUCUGCAAAGGAGGUUUUCAAGGAGAGGGUUGGCUACUCUCACCUCUAUGAUGUGCUGCAGAGCCAGGGCCAGCCAACCAGACGACUCCUCCAGGAGCUCAUGAAUAUGGCUGUGGAAGGAGACCACACUCAGGUUCCGGCUGUGCGGAUCAACAAUGAGCAGCCUCUCCUCCUGCUGGUGCAGUGGAUCCCUAAGCUCACCUCCCGUGACCUGCAGGUGCUGCUCUCUGAUUGGCUGGGCCGGGCCUGCGGGGGCACGCUGCAAGACCGCACCACCGCGGUGCAGGCAGGGCUCGUGAGUGCUCUCCUGGAUGUGCUCUCUGACCACCACUGCCUGGACAGGAAGUGUGCAGACCAGCUGAUCGGGCUGCUGCAGUCACUGGGUGCCCUUUCCUUACCCCCCGGGGAGCUCAAGCGCCUGCUCCUGCUGCUGAGGCCAGAGUCGGAGGCCCCAGGGGCCACGCACCCCUACUGCGACCGCAUGGUGCAGGCCCUGUCUGCCAUGGCCGGGCACGAGGGGGUGGACAGCGCCUUGCAGUACUUCGACCUGACACCCAGCAUGGCCGGUAUCAUGGUCCCUGCUAUCCAGCGCUGGCCUGGCUACGGCUUCUCCUUCCACGCCUGGCUCUGCCUCAACAUGCAGCGUCCACAGGGGCUGACCCCGCAGCGCAGACUGGGCAAAGGACCACGCAGGAAACAGCUCUACAGUUUCUUCACGGCGAGCGGGACUGGGAUCGAGGCUUUCUUCACGGCUGAGGGUAUGCUGGUGGUGGCAGUCUGCACCAAGAAAGACUACAUGACCGUCGCUUUACCCGAGGUGUCCUUCAGUGACUCGGCCUGGCAUUCGGUAGAUAUUGUGCACAUUGCCGGGCGGCGCCCCUUCGGUCAGAACCUGGUCAAUAUCUUUGUGGAUGGACUGCUGUGCAAGUCUGCUCAGCUCAGAGUCCCGUCCCUCAGUGAGGCUUUCACCUCCUGCUGUAUUGGAUCUGCCGGCCACCGAACCACCACAACAACAACCCCCACCACAACAACCCCCACCCUGCCCUCCUCCUCGCACCCCCUAGACUUCUCCUUCCCGAGCCACGCACCCCCCUUGAGCCGCUCCCAGUCCUUCCCAGCCUCCUUCUCCGGACCCCCCACCCGGGACUGCCUGGUCCACACCAUCCCUGCGGGGAACCAGGACGCAGAGUGGGGGACUCCCUCCUCCCUGGGGGGCAUGCUGGGCACUGCCUUCGUCUGCCACGAGGCCCUGCAGCCCGCCCAGGUCAAGGCUCUGCACAGCGCAGGACCCAACAGCGUGACCCCCUUCAAGCCAGACGGGGAGAUGUUGGACCUCAACAGCAAACUGCUGCUCUGCUACACUCCAAAGGCCUGUAAAAACCACAUCUGCCUCGACCUGUCUCCUAACCACCAGUAUGAUGGAAGACUGACUGGGCACAAAGUGGUAAACUGGGACGUCAAGGAUGUGAUAAACUGCGUGGGAGGGAUGGGUGUGCUACUGCCCAUGUUGGAACAGGUGGGCUGCAAGGUGGAGGAGUCAGAGACCCCACAAGAAACCACAGACCUGGUGGGACCCGAGCUCACCUCCUCCCGCAACACCCCCAGCAUGCUGCUGCCGCUGGGCAAGUCCUCAGAGGGCAGGCUGGAGCGGAACAGCGUGGCCGCCUUCCUGCUGAUGGUGAAGAACUUCCUGCGACACCAUCCAGUCAAUCAGGAGAGCCUGGUGCAGUGUCAGGGGCCGGCCAUCAUGGGGGCGCUGUUGCAGAAGGUGCCAAGCCAGCUGAUAGACAUGAACGUGUUGAGGGCGUGCCAGUUCCUGAUAGAGCAGACGUGCAGUGAGGGGAACAAUGUCCUGCUGCACUACCUCUACCAGCACCUGCUCUUUGACUUCCGCAUCUGGAGCCAUGGCGACUUCGCUGUCCGCCUCGGACACAUUCAGUAUGUAUCGUCCAUCAUCAAAGACAACAAGCAGCGGAUCCGCAGGAAAUACGGAGUGCAGUACGUCCUGGACUCCAUCAGGACGCACUACGGGGGUGAGAAGGACGGUGCGGUCCCAAUGGAUGAUGUGCGGACGGUGCAGACUUCUCUCUUCCAGCUGGUCCGAGAGUUCCUAUCGCGGGCUGUGGCUCCGGAGGAGCUGCAGAGCAUCCUGUCAUAUGCAGCCGCCGUCCAGGACGAGCAGCAGGUGUGCGGUGUUCUGGAGGUGAUCCACGGGCUGCUACGCGGAGGCCCCACACGGGAGCAGCUCUUUGGACUGCUCUUCGACACAGGCCACAUCGAGGUGCUGUACUCCCUCCUCCUGCAGAAGAAAUACAGCGACGAGCUGAGGGAGAGGGUCUUCAAGAUCCUGUAUAAGAUCUUGAAGUUUGAUAAGGUUCCCGAGAGGAGUAAGCACCGUCUGAAGCUGAAGGACAUUGGCUACCAAGGCCUGAUCAGCUGCCUAAACGAGGUCCCAGUCUCCAUGUCUCUCAUUCGCUGUCUCUCAGAGCAGGUCCUCGUCGCAGAUGUGAACCCCAACUACCGGGAUCUGAUCGCAGUGGUGUACCUGUCUCACAGAGCGGAUCUCACUGUCAGACUGGAUGUCUGUCGCAAGCUCUUCCACCUCAUCUACUCGAACCAGGACAACGUACGUCAGCUGGCGCGGCAGGCUGGCUGGCAGGACACUCUGACCAUGCUGUACGUGAAGGAGUCGUACAAGUCUCGGGCAGCCAGCCUCUCCAGCUCCCUAAACAGUGACACACUGGACCUGCAACGACAGGACUCUUCCAUGCUGGAGAACCCCCAGGAGACAAGGGCAAAGGGAAUUGGAACGGGAGGAGAGCUGUCCGACGUCUUCCUGCCCUUCGGCUAUGAGUCCCCCGACUUGAAUGUCUCUGAAGGCUUCUCUGCCCUCUCUCUGUCUCCAUGCAACAGCAGUUGCCCCCAGAGGAUAAAGAUAAAAUCGUGCGGGAACUCCUUCGACUCCCAGGACGUGACCAGCCACUCCUCCUCCAACACCAUUGAUAUCCCCGGGGCCCAGGAGGAGGAGUUGCUGUACUCCCCAUUCUCUCCCUUUGGGUCCUCCCCCUUUGAGCUGGGCCUGGAGCUGGCCAGCACUGGCUCGCUGGCCACCGUGGAGAGCGGCAGCCACACCCCCGUCAGCCAGGCUGACACCCCCUCCCCCCUGGAGGCCUUCAAACCCUUCCCAGGCAUGAGGGUACGCAAGAGCUCCAGUCUGUCCAACGUGCUGGAUGAGAGCAGCUUCCAGGAGCCCCAUCCUGGGGACAACACCUCCAACACCAGCAACCCCCAGCAAACCCCGGAGGAGGAGCUAUGUAACCUGCUCACUAACAUCGUGUUCUCUGUGACAUGGCGUGGGGUGGAAGGCAGUGACGACACUGUCUGGAAGGAGCGUGGGCAGGUCUUCUCCGUCCUCACCAAGCUGGGCUCGUCCUGCGAGCUCGUCCGGCCCCCCGACGACAUCAAGCGCAGCCUGUUGGAGAUGAUGCUGGAGUCUGCCUUUUCAGACAUCAAGGACUCCACGGGGGCCGCACUGCCUGGCCACCUCCAGAACGUGGUCAAGCUGCUUCGCCUUCUGCAGGACUUCCUCUUCGCCGAGGGCCACGCCAACCAGGCGCUCUGGAGUGAGAAGAUUUUUGAAGGGGUGGUAAAUCUGCUGGACAAGCUGCAGGCCUGGUACUACCCUGUGAACGGGGCCACAGACAUGAGGGAGAUGCCCCAGAUCGGCCUGCGCAUCAUCACUGGCUACAUCCAGCAGCAGAAUGCACAGGUGUGUGCGAUGGCCUGUGUGAAGCUGCACAGUCUCUUGCAGACAGUGAUGUCUCUGCGGACGGAGGAGGUCUGCUUCCUACUGGGCAGGCUGGGCGGGCCGCUCUCUCACUCGCUGGCGGCUGGGCAUGCAGACUCCUUCACGUACCUGGUUCCUAUAGUGAGAACCCUGCUGGACCAGCACUAUGAGAUGCUGCAGCUGCAGCACCUCCUGCCCAACAUGCCCCCCACCAAUGGCAGCGCCACCCUGUUUGAGGACCUGCAGAACUACUGCAGGACCGUCGAGUGGCAGACCUUCAUCGAGAAGCAUGUCCAGCCUGUCAUGGCUCAGUAUGAAGAUGAUACGUUUGGGAAGAGCCACGACCUGAUGUCUAACUUCUGGAACUCUUGUUUCGACGCACUGAUGAGCAGCUCUCUGCGGAGAGAGAAGGAGAAGGCUGAUAGCAGGACCAAGUUCCAGGAGUUGAUUGUGGAGCCCUACCUGAAGAGGAUGCGCUCUGAGAACCUGCGCUAUGCAAAUAUGCUGAAGCAGAUCAACAACCACCACAGUGCUGUGCUGCGACAGUGGAGAUCCCUGAGGAGGCUGCUGACCUGCCAGAGAGGGGCCUGGGCAGAGAGGAAGGAGGUGGAGGUGAGGUGGAAGCUGUCGAGCGCAGAGACCUACUCCAAAAUGAGGCUGAAGCUGGUCCCCAAUUACAGCUUUGAUUCUCAUUCUGUGGCCAGUGCUCUGCGGGACAACAUGGGUGCAGACCACCUGCACAGCCCCACAGAGUCUAUCCCACUGGCCGUGGCCAAAGAGGCUAAGGUUAGCGAGAUGGAGGACGACCAACUGGGAGAUGAGGACCUGGUCUUUCUGGACAAUCAGGUGGAUGAGGAGGAGCAGAAUCAGAAAGAGAAGCUGGUGAUCUCAGAGGACUGUGAGCUCAUCACCAUUGUUGCUGUGAUACAGGGUCGUCUGGAGGUCACCACACAUCACAUCUAUUUCUACGACGGCAGUACGGAGAAGGAGGAGACUGAGGAAGGAAUUGGGUUGGAUUUCAAGCGGCCUCUGUCCCAGCUGAGGGAGGUGCACCUGCGACGCUACAACCUGCGCAGGUCAGCCCUGGAGCUGUUCUUCAUCGACCAGGCACACUACUUCAUCAACUUCAAGAAGAAGGUUCGAAACAAAGUGUACUCUCGGAUCCUGGGUCUCCGCCCUCCCAACCUCUUCUACUUUGGGUCUCGCUCACCCCAGGAGCUGCUCAAAGCGUCCGGGCUCACACAGAAAUGGGUGUUCAGGGAGAUCUCCAACUUCGAGUACCUGAUGCAGCUGAACACCAUCGCUGGCAGGACCUACAACGACCUCUCUCAGUACCCUGUGUUCCCCUGGAUCCUGUAUGAUUACAGCUCUGAUACUCUCGAUCUAGACAACCCUGCCACCUUCCGUGACCUCUCCAAACCCAUCGGAGUGGUCAACAGCCGGCACGCCAAGGACGUGAAGGAAAAGUACGAGAGUUUUGAGGACUCCACAGGCACCAUUGAUAAAUUCCACUACGGCACACACUACUCCAACGCAGCGGGAGUCAUGCACUAUAUGAUCCGGACUGAGCCCUUUACCACCCUGCACAUCCAGCUGCAGAGCGGCAGGUUUGACUGUGCAGACAGGCAGUUCCACUCUGUGCACGCAGCCUGGCAGGCACGCGUGGAGAACCCCGUGGACGUGAAGGAGUUAAUCCCAGAGUUCUUCUACUUCCCAGAGUUCCUGGAGAACAUGAACGGUUUCGACCUCGGCUCCCUGCAGAUGUCUUUAGAUAAAGUGCACAACGUUGUUCUACCAAAGUGGGCUGAAUCCAGGGAGGACUUCAUCCGGAAGCACAGGAAAGCACUGGAGUGUGAGCAUGUGUCUGGCCACCUGCACGAGUGGAUUGACCUGAUCUUCGGCUACAAGCAGAGGGGACCCGCUGCGGUGGAAGCACUCAACGUCUUCUACUACUGCACCUACGAGGGUGCUGUGGACCUGGACGCCAUUGCAGAUGAAACAGAGAGGAAGGCUCUGGAGGGGAUCAUCAGCAACUUUGGACAGACUCCCUGCCAGCUGCUGAGGGAGCCCCAUCCUCCCCGGCUGUCUGCGGAGAACGCUGUGCGGCGACUGGCUCGCUUUGAGAACAACCCCCCCAACCUCCUGGACCACCUGUCUCAGCUCAAGGCCUUCGUAGAGAGUAUCAGUGAUAACGUUUCCCUGGUGCAGGCUGUGGUUCCCAAAAACCAGGCCCGUUCUUUCAUUACCCAGGGCUACCCGGACCUGCUGGUCACAGUCAGUGCCAGUGGAUUGCUGGGAACUCACAGCUGGCUGCCGUAUGAUAAAAACAUUGCCAACUACUUCAGCUUCAGCAAGGACCCUACUGUCUCCAACCCCAAGACCCAGCGUUUCCUGUCGGGACCCCUGUCCCCUGAUGUGGAGCUCACCUCAAAGAUCCUGGUGGUGUCUCACGACGGAAAGCUGCUAUUCAGCGGGGGGCACUGGGACAACAGCUUGCGGGUGACUGCACUGGGCAAGGGGAAGGUGGUUGGGCAGCUCUGCAGGCACAUCGACAUCGUGACAUGCCUGGCGCUGGACCUCUGUGGAAUCUACCUCAUCUCUGGCUCACGGGACACCACCUGCAUGGUGUGGCAGGUCCAACAGCAGGGUGGUUUUGCCUGUGGUCUGGCUCCAAAGCCAGUUCAGGUCCUCUAUGGACACAACGAUGAGGUCACCUGUGUGGCCAUCAGCACUGAGCUGGACAUGGCGGUCUCGGGGUCAAAGGACGGCUCAUUGAUCGUGCACAGUGUGCGGCGGGGGCAGUUCAUGCGGACCUUGCAGCCAGCCUGUGAGCGCUCUCUCCCGGUCACUAUCUCUGACCUGGUCGUGGGGCUGGAGGGCCAUAUCGUCACACAGACCAUCCUGCAGGGGAGGAGCACCGUCAAGGACAAGUUCUCCCUGCACGUGUACUCGAUUAACGGAAAGCUGCUUGCAUCGGUGGUUCUGGAGGAGCAGGUGUCGGCGAUGUGCCUGUCUCAGGAGCACGUCAUCCUGGGUACAGUGCAGGGCUCCCUCUGCAUCCGAGACCUCUACAGUCUGAAGUUGAUGAUGAGCCCUUUGGCGCUGAAGGUACCGGUCCACAGCGUAUCCAUCACCAAGGAGAACAGCCACAUCCUGGUGGGACUGGGAGACGGCAAGCUCAUUGUGGUGGGGGCCGGGCAGCCCUCUGAGGUGAAGACGGGCCAGUUCACUCGGAAGCUGUGGGGCUCGAAGCGCCGCAUCACUCGGAUCUCCUCGGGGGAGACAGAGUACAACCCCACAGAGACUGCUGAGAAAUAAAGCUGCAGCCACAACGCACCGGACAGGAGGCUGGGGAGAAAUCCCAGCGCAAAGCACUUGUCAGAUUAAAAUGGAAUGGAAGCUCCCUCCCAAAGACUCCACAGCCAGCCGAGAGAACAAGCCUGGGUGGGGGAGACCCUGACUCCUGCUCUCUCGCCGCCUGCUUGCCACUUCAGAGUGGUUUCUGGAGUAGUUUCCAGGAAAAAAAGGAAGGUGUUUCUUUAUUUAUUUUAAAUGUUUUUAUAUUCUUUUUCAAAAAACUUCACAUUCCCAUUGCAUUGAAAGUUCACUGUUUUUAUCACCAAGACAAGACCACCUGUAUUUUUGUUUAUGCAUAUACAUACAUACACACAUACAUACAUACUGUACUGUAUACGUGAUGUGACCAUACAGGGCAUGUUUACUCCAUAUAUACUGUUACCCCUAAAAAGCAUUGAAUCUGUGUUCAAAGACUUACAAACACAGAUAAACAAAGCGAACAUGGAGGGGGGAAAAACUAAACAGCUCUGUAUUCAGGGAGAAAACCGGAUCCCGUAGGAUCAAAUUCACUUUGCACUAUACAAUCUCCACAGUUCCCACUAUACUGUACGAAUACAUGUCUCUGUGUGUAGAAAUGAUUGCAUUCAGUGUCAGGCACACAUACGAGUUAUAAACAUACUGUGUGUGUGUGUGUGUGUGUGUGUGUGUCUAUAUAUAUAUAUAUAUAUAUAUAUAUAUAUAUAUAUAUAUAUACACACAAAAUAAUAAUAAUAAUCCAGGGAUAGGAAUUUUGCAUGUUCAGUCACUGCAGAAGAACAGGUGGAUGGUGUUGGGAGACCUGGAGUGUGUGCACUGGGGAAACCUGGUGGGUUUAGGAGGAAGCUCUACAUGGAAAGUGUGGACAGUCCUGCUGUUUCUUUGUUUUGUUAUGUUGUCUUUGUUCAGGGUCUAAAACCUCAUUACAUUCCCCUUUCUUCUUUUUGAAUUUAAACAGACAUGGGCCUGCAUCAGGUCAGGUUUUGAUCUACUGUGAAGUGUGAAUGGCAAUCAAAGCUGCAGACAAAAGGUUAAGUUUGUAUAGAUGCAGAAUCUGUAUUUCUGGAAAACCUAGAAGUGGCCUAAAUUAGUCAGUUAAUCAUGGUUAGGCAAUUAACCCCAGCUCAGCCCCACCUUACCGUCUGCCGUUUAACAUAAUCUACUAUUUCAUAUUGAAUAAUGUCCCUUCCACAGACAGGAAUGCUUGUUCCACAGCGCCCCCGGUGGCCAGUAGUGUUUCCAACAUGUUGUCAGAGACAACAUCACUUGUAUCUGCUGUUCCACAUUGCAGCUGUAGGGGUCGCUGUUGGCACCCUAGUGGCGUGAUGAGGAAAGAGCACCCAACACACUCUGUGUACAUGAAUUUUGUUAAGAUGCAUCAAUGCUUUAACAAAGGUAUUUGAAACUACUGAUUAUACCGUCUUGCCAAAAUACUACUGAUUUGUUUUCUUUAAAGAUUAUUUUGCAGUUUUACGUUAACUAAAUGCUGGAUACAGCUAUUGUCAGUAAGGUCAACUUAAUGUCUGUUGGUCUUGUAGUACUGGUUCUCCAGCGAGAGCUUCAGGGUGCCGGCUGAGGAAACAGUGCCAGAUGGAGAAUGAUAGUGUCUGUGCCUGUUUGUCUGUGUGUUAGUGUAUUGGGCCUGCCUCAUCUUGUUACUCAAACUGCAAAUAACUCUUUAUAACAGCAAGCCAUAUGAAACAGGGUUGUAAAAUGUAUUCAGGCGCUGUAUUGACUUUCAUGCCACAGUAUUGACACUUGUGGUGCUUGUGGUUGUCUAUGUAUCUGUAUUUUUAAACCACUGUAACACUGUUUUAAAUUGUCACUGUUGCACCAUGUAAGGAUGAUUUCUUCUCGCGCGGGGGGGGGGGGUGUUGUGCAAUAAUAAUAAUAAUAAAAUAAUAAAUCAAUAUGUUGAGAGGGGUAUUUUUAUAUCUCUUACUGUAAAAACGAUUUUGUAUGGACUUGCAUGCAGAGGUUGGAAUUUGAUGUAUAUCUGAAUGUGUUCCUCCUGUUUCUGUAUGUUUGUUUUUUUUAAAUACUUUUAUUUUCUCACAAUGUACUUGAGCACUGCAAGUUUUAAUGCAGUAGCAACUGGGUAAAUGUGGCGCCGUUUUUUUAUAUAUAUUGUUAACUCAUUCCUUUGUGAUACCUGAUUUUCACUUGGUCUCUUUGUUGUGAGGUGCUUUUCCUGGUUUAAUGAUUUGUUGAACUCUUAUCGGGAAGGAAAACUAUGUGACUCAGCUCUGUGUGUCUCCAGGAUGCUAAUGCUGUCUGUAUACAUUUGUAAAAAAAAAAAAAAAAUGCAGAGCACAAUCAUUUAAAGGAUGCCUUAAACACAGACGAGCCAGCCUUACCUUGAACGAUAUCGCUGUCUUUGUUUAAUUACUGUGGUGAUGUUUGUGAUCGUUCCUUUAGAACGAACAGGAAAAAAAUAAAAGAUGGUUCUAUUAAA